ACAGUAGCAAAGGGCGGGGCUAUAUUGCACCAAUCGGAAAAAAGGCUGCAAUACCGGAAACGGAAUUCGAGAGUUUGAGAGCUUUGGAAAAAAGCAGCAACAGCUAGGAUGAAUAUCCUUCCCAAGAAGUCUUGGCACGUGCGGAACAAAGACAAUGUGGCCCGGGUCCGACGAGACGAGGCGGAGGCCGAAGCACAGCGGCAAAAGAGGGAGGCCCGAGCCCUGCUUGCUGAACAGGAGGCCCGGACUGAAUUCCUCCGUAAGAAAGCACGCCUGUCGGCCCCAGGAGGUGAUAACGGCAACUUAGAAGUUCUCUCUUCAGGCGCCGAAGGGCCCUCGUGCCAUCUCAAUCUCUUUCAAGAGUUGGAAGAGAGUGGCAACAAAGAAUAUGAGGAGGAGAAGAGACGAGAGAAGGAGCAGCAAGAAAAGGCUCUGGGUAUCCUCACUUACUUGGGCCAGAGUGCAGCAGAAGCCCAGACUAGUCGUCCCUGGUACCAGGAGCUGCCACAACACAGCAUGGCUGUCGCUAAAGAUGAGAAGCUGAAAGGGAAGUUGGACCCCCUGGCCGAGAUGGAAAGACAUCUGCGUAAGAAGAAGGGAUCCCACAAGAAAGAUGGGAAGAAAGAAAAAGGGGAGCGACAGCAAAAAGAAAAAAGGAGAGCCCUGCCAGCUGGUCCUGCCCCUUCACCUGCAUCAUCCUCAUUGGAGCAAUUGCGCCAGGAACGGCUGCGCCGUGAGCAAGUAGAGCGAGCCCGUGCAGAAACCCUUCUUGCCCAGAAAGCAGGCACGCACCCACUCCAGGAAGAGGAAAUGGAUGAAAGAAAACGUGGUUACAACUCACAGUUCAACCCUCAACUGGCAAGAAAGAGGGUCUGGGAACUGCAAUGAGGUGGUGUGCCAGUGAGAUAAUAGCAGCAGCAAUGUGUUGGGGAAACGGGACCUUAUCCCUGGUUCUUAUAGCCUAGUGUCAAACAGAGGAAUGCUGAAAGAGUUAACUUUUCUUCUUUGAAGGAUAGCUGCAGAAAUAUGCAUUAUUUUCUUCUUGCUCAGUGCAGCAUACUUCAUGGACAAUCUCUGGCAAAUUAUAAACAAUAAUCAGAACUGGUCUGAUGAAGAUGUUUUGGCAUGGGGUUCUGUGGUACAGCUUACCACUAUUGUUUGGGACAAUACUGUCUGGGACAGUGAUGAGCCACCAGCCACUCAAUAAACCUAUUUGUUGAGUACUUGGUACCUUCCUGGCACAUGGAUCAAACUCUGCCUCUUUAUAGCAUCCCCUGCUUCAAGAGCUCACCUGUCCCUAGUCUUCCUCAAGGAAAUCAAUGUAGUCCAAACUCUAGAAAUGUCCAUUAUGCAGGAUAUGGAUGUUUUGAAUUGGAUUAUGCACCUGAAAAGCCCUGAACUGGUGCUUUGUGUUCAUCAGUCUCCACCAGAAGUAGUAGCCGUGUUCUCCUCUCAUAAAAUAUGAAGGCAAGGAGUGAAGCUGGAGUUGUUUGUAGCUGCUCCCGGCAGUAAAAAAUAUCCAUAUGCUAUUAUGUUUACAGCUCUCACAAAUGCUUGGGGGUGGAACUCCAUGAGAAAGCAAGCCCAAGCAUGUCUUCUAGAACAGACAGACCCUGGCUGAGGACAUGCCUCCAUCUCCCGUACCUGCUACACUCAAUUAUCACCUGCUCCUAACAUAGGGGAAGGGCAAAAACCAGUCCCCCCUCCCUCAGCCAUCCGAGUUGUUGCUGUGAUUAAAUGAUCCUUCUUUACAUAACAGCCUGCACACAGUAAAAUAGAGUAAGAAUUUUAGCCAAGUCUUCUCACUUUGUCUUGCUCAGGUUUUUUGCGGGGAGAGGGAGACUAGGAGAGAACCACAUCUAGAUACACAACUAUGAAAUAGCUGCAUAAUCCAGGAAGACUUUUACUGCCUCCCCUGCUGUUUGUGUAGGCCUAAACAGAAGAGAAACAACUUGUGAUAAGGAGGGUGUACAGAAGGUAACGGAUAAAAAUGUAAAGGGGCUUACAAAGUAGGACACAGCAGCAAGGAAAUAGGGUUUGAGAUAAAAGGAUUCUAAACCACCAAAUUUCACAGAGGAACACAGUAUGUAUCUCUCAUUCGUCUUGGGUUCCAGUGAUAGAUUAUAUAUGGUUAUUACCACUUAAUAUUCUUUUUAGCUAAUGUGGCACACACAGCAUCUGCUGUUCCAAGAACCAAAUGCCCCCAAGGGAGCUGCAGGCUCCUGCAUCAUUCAGACAUGAUAAAUACAUUGCUCUCAUUCAAACUCCACCAAACAAAAUUUCCUUCCCUCUCUUUGCAGUCUGCCAGACUUAUUAGCUGGUCCCCCCACCCCCAAUGGUUUGGACUCCCCUCACCCCAGCCAGUAGGACCAAUGCUCAGGGAUGACAGGAGUAGUUGUCCAACAUGAGAAGGGAGCGAGCUUUCCUAUCCCUGCUAUAUAUGACUAUGGUAGAAAUUAAGGACAAAGGUGGGCUCCUAAUGCCCUCCAUCAAGGGCUUAAACCUGGAAGCAGCAAUAGAGUGCUUCUCAACAGAGGAACUGACACGUCAAAGUUCAUGGUGAGACAAGGCAUGGAAAUAAGCUUCCAUCUAAAUGUUUUUAGAAGUUCCUACCCUUUCUGCUUUUAUGUAUGCUUGAAACCGGUAUUGCAGGCAAUGCUGGUUGAAGUCUCAGCAAUCUGAAAGAUCUCUGAGUAAAGCUUUUAGUUAUUAUGCUUUAACACAGUUCCUUUUCUAGUCAGGGGAAAAGGCUAAAAUAAUGGGGGGGAAACAGCUUUAAGGAGAGCCGUCUGGAGAGUUCAGCAACAAAGAGGAUACAAACUUCAGAGUAUAUGCAAAUUUCUACAUGAAAAUUGCUUUUCUCUUGUCAUCUUAUUAGCCUCCAUGCAAGUAGUGCCAGGGGGAAGAUCUAGGCAGCCAUAAGGCAUGACCCCUCAAACACUAAAUAUUAAAACACCACCCCUUGAGCCAGAGCCCUGAUGCUUCUGUGAUGCAGAAAGAGAAAGCAUGGUUAUUGAUUUUUUUUAAACCAUUUGUUCUACCCCCCACCGUUUUGUCUGCCCUUUCUCUACAAGAGAAGAAGAACACUCAUAUA
Molecule: messenger RNA, 3094 nt
Organism: Rhineura floridana
Lineage: Eukaryota; Metazoa; Chordata; Lepidosauria; Squamata; Rhineuridae
Gene: LENG1
Product: leukocyte receptor cluster member 1
Exons: 4
Coding region: 109-888 (259 amino acids)
Source: RefSeq, a predicted model, not a curated record